Molecule: messenger RNA, 4912 nt
Organism: Clarias gariepinus (North African catfish)
Lineage: Eukaryota; Metazoa; Chordata; Actinopteri; Siluriformes; Clariidae
Gene: rpgrip1l
Product: RPGRIP1 like
Exons: 26
Coding region: 92-3943 (1283 amino acids)
Biological process (GO): non-motile cilium assembly; retinal rod cell development
Cellular component (GO): photoreceptor connecting cilium
Source: RefSeq, a predicted model, not a curated record
GAGAUCAGUUGUUUGCUAGCAACGGUCGCCGUGGAUUCCAUGUCUGCCAUGUCUUUGAAUUAACUUACCAAAAUAUUAUACAGAUUUCAUAAUGUCUGGCUUGGCACUAGCUGACGAGACUGCUGGUGAUAUCCCUGUCCGAGACAGUACUUUAAACUUCAGUGGAGCAGGCAUACCAAUUUUAAACAAAGAGUUGAUGCAUUCCCAAAAUGCCCGAGCCAGGCAAACUGUGUCAAAGAUCAGCAGAGAGGACUUGGAGGACCGAUACCUGCGUAUGCAGGAGGAGAACCUCCUACUUAAACAGCACUCGCACAAACAGGAAGACAAGAUCAAGAGGAUGGCUACGAAGCUGAUCCGUUUGGUAAAAGACCGUAAGCGCAUGGAGCAGGCCUCUUCAGCAGGCCAUGUAAUAGCUGGUCGGAAUGUUGAGAUGGAGGAGAUGAUUGAGGAACUGCAAGAGAAAAUUCAUGACUUGGAGAAGCAGAACGAUGGACUCAGGCAGCGUCUGCUCAUUGCAAAGCAGCAGAUUCAGACCCAGAGUCGUAGACCAACCCCCUACAGUCACGUUCAAUCCCGAGUUAACUCAGGGCUGCGCAGACUGCGGGGGGACACACCUGUACCACUUCAGCAGCCAGCAACACCAAGAGGAGGAACUCGACAUGUGGAGGGGGAAGUGAGUAGCAGGCCUCCACAAGGACAUUUACCACGCUAUGGACAUAGUCUUUUGGAUGAGGCUCGCUCAGAGAUCCGUAAUCUGGAGAAUGUGAUAGAAAUGCAGAAGGCUCAGAUGGAAGAGAUGGAGAUAUCAGCAGAGAGGAUACGAGGACAGCUGCGGAUUAAGGAAAGAGAGUAUGAGGAGUCUCUUUUACAGCUAAGAGAGCAGCAGACCACUGGCCAAAGAUCAAACAUUAAGGAAAGUGUGGAGUUGAUAAAGCUGCAGAAACAACUGGCUGAUAAAGGAAAUUCGUUUACUGUGCUGGAGGGAAGAUUCCUUCAACUACAAGAGAGCCAGAAGACCCUUAAGGCGAGCCAUGACACAGCGAUGGCUAAAGUGGAUGAACUUACGGGGCAGCUAAAAGAAGAGAGGCUGAGGAGUCUGGGCCUGGAGAAGCAGUUACAAAGUAAAGCACUGCAAGAGAGGAGGGCGACUGAGUUGCUUGAGCAAAUUCGGGAUUUGGAGAAGGAGAGAGACUUGCUUAAAGAGAACUGUGACAAGUUAGUGAACAGUGCUUUUGAUGUUAGUCAGGAACAGAAGUGGAAGGCGAGAGAGCAGCAGCUCAAACUGCAGAUCGCUCAGUUGGAGAUGGCACUGAAAUCUGACCUCACUGAUAAAAACCAAAUUCUGGACAAGAUUAAAGCAGAGAGGGAUUUAAACGAGAAGCUGAUAAAUGAGAAUAAAGAACUUCAACGCAGAUAUCUGGAACAGAAACAGCAGUCGGAUGAAAUAAAAGACCGCAUGAAGUUCUUUACAAAGGAGAGUGAAGUAGAUGCUGCUGAACUCAGUGAAGCGCUGAUGCUCAUAAAGGUACGUAAAACACAGAAGAACAGAGAGUUGGGUUUCCUCGAAAAAGUAGAAGAGGAGGUUCAAAUAGAUGCAGAAGGGGCACUGAAAGAACUUCAGGCCACUUAUGCUGAAACUGUCCAAGAGCUUGAGAAGACAAGAAACAUGCUUAUCAUCCAGCACAAGAUCAAUAAAGACUACCAGGCUGAAGUUGAAGCAGUUACACGAAGGAUGAACGAUCUAAAGCUGGACAAUGAACUUAAACAGGAGAAACUGGCCCAGCUCCUGGACGCGAGAGCUGCAAAGAUAAAGAAACUUGAAGCCCAAUUGAAAGACAUUGCCUAUGGUACCAAGGCCCAUGUAUUCCGACCUGACGUUACAGCUGAUGAUGUGGCCGAUGAGUUUGAUGAAACGGUACACCUGGCUCGCGGAGAGAACCUUCUGGAGAUCCACCUUGGCGCUGCACGAUUCAGUAGUGAUGCGCUAGGUAGUCUGGGUGACAAAGAACCCACUACUUUCUGCACUUAUGCAUUUUAUGAUUUUGAGCUUCAGUCCACGGCUGUGGUUCGAGGGCAGCAGCCAGAUUAUGAUUUUACUUCGCAGUACCUUGUGAAGGUGGACGACCUCUUCCUGCACUAUAUCCACAGUAGCUCUAUCUCUGUUGAAGCACAGCUGGCUGAGUGCCUGACUUUCCGCACCAUAGCUACAGGACAGAUCCAGCUGAGUCAACUAUUAGAAAGAGAUGGGAAAGUGUUUGGCACCCUGCAGCUCAUAGGAGUUAAUGGAGAGAGCCGAGUUUUUGGCACUUUGGACUACUGGCUGAGACUGAGGGUACCCAUGGAGCAAGCCAUUCGUCUGUACAAGGAGAAAGUCAAAGCUCUGGGCUAUCUUGGCUUCAGUAAUAAAGACCAAAACCAGGCUUCAUCUCCCCCUCUCUCAAGCUCUUCGCUUAAGGAUGGAAACCUGAAUGAGCUCUUCAUCACAUUACGCUGUUGCAGUAAGCUAAAAUCCAGAGGACCUCAUAACCAGCCCAGUCCGUAUGUCAUUUACAAACUCUAUGACUUCCCCGACCAUGACACACCAAUCAUUCCCUCCACCAGUGAACCACAGUUUGAUGAUCACAUGACUUUUCCCAUGUCCAUGAAUGCUGACCUUGAUACAUAUUUAAAAGCAGAGUCUUUGACCCUGUAUGUCUUUGAUGAUCUGGAUUUUGAGAAUCAGCUCUAUCUGGGCAAAGCUAAUGUGCCGCUCAUAUCUUUGGCUCAUGAUAAGGCCAUCACUGGUACAUUUGAGUUAACAGACCCUGCUGGUCUUCCUAGAGGCUUUAUAGAUGUGACUCUUAAAUGGAAGUUUACAUACUUGCCUCCUACUGGCUUAGCAAUGACAGCAGAGCAGGCCAAGUUUGUCACUAAAGAGGCGUCAGUUAGGCUAGCAACUAAUGAAUCAGGAAAUACGAAUGGAGUCGACAUGAAGGAAAACAUUUCUGCUGCGACCCCUUUACUGAAGCCAAGAUUGCUUACCCUUACCAAACCACCUGCUAAAAAAGUCUCGUUCUCAAAUGUGACAGAGCCUGAAAUCCAGAAGGGAGAAAAUACUCCCCACAGUGGUGAUCAGAAGAACAAGCCCUCUACAGUUACAACAUCAAAGAAGACUGUCAGUGUGGAUGAGGUAGGCCAGACGUCUGCAGUAACAGAUGAAGAUGAUGAUGAAGAGUCACAUUUUUCAGAGGGCCAGGUGAUCACAGUUGGUUCUCAGUCUGUAUCUGAUGACUCCGAGAUCUCUGAAGAAUUGGAAGUGCCAGAAGAUGACCUACAGCCAGCAGAGUGCUCAGAUCUGAGUGAAUCGAUUCUUUCAGACAGCGAUGACUGCAUCGUGCCUGCUCAGUCUACCCAGGCCAGGAAACAGCCAUCUGAACGGAUCCGUGUGGAGAUUGUGUCUUUGGAUCUGAAGCCAGGCUCAAGUGUCUCUGCGGACUCUAGUGUGGUCAGGCUGUUUGUUGAGUAUAAUUUCCUGGACCUGCCUUCAGAGGAGACGCCAAUGUCACUGCCGAAACCUCUGCCUGGACACAGCAUCUACUACAACUACAGUCACGUGAUCCAUGUGGAUGUGAAGAAUAAUCAGGCCAGGCGCCACAUGCUUAGAGCAGUGUUGGAGGGCAGAAACAGAAAGCUGGAGAACAUCAGGUUCACGGUAGUGAGUGACCCGCCCGAGGAAGAGGAGCAGGAAAAGGAGUGUGAGGAUGUGGGCGUGGCCUAUUUUCGGAUCUCUGACAUUCUGAAAAUGCAGAGGGACAUGAUGGACAUCAGCCUCGACAUUGUGGAUGUGCAGGACAGCACUGAAGUAGUGGGGACUCUGAAGGUGACUGUAGAAGCUUUGGAGGCUCUCAGAUCCAUCAUGGAUGAUCCAGACCAUGAUCACUUUAAGCCCCAGUCGGAAAGAUAACCGCAGAGAAACAUCAGUGCACGACCUGAUGAAGCAGUCAGUAUGGCUGCUGUGAAUAAAUCAGGUGAAAGCAGUGGGUUUGUUUGCGUUGCAUUGUCCGAGCCAAGUAAAAGUAAAAUCGGGGCUGUGGGUCUAAUGCAUAACUCCAGUGGAAAAUUGGUGAUAAAAUUGUCACAUGCAGAGAAUUCCAGAGCAUGUUUGUUUUAGCUAAGAAUAACUGGGCUGUUGGUAUGUUCAUGUUUAGAAAUGUUAUAGUAUACUUAUAUUUUUAUCUAAUGAUUAAAUCGUAAUAAUCCAUAUAAUUUUCUGCCACCUCCUAGCUGAGAAAGGAGCAUUGAUUUGUUUUACAUAAUCCUCAAAAACAACAAAAGGCAAUAAUAACAGGCAUAUCAAAUACCUUUCCAAAUGAAUCGUAUUGAAAGGCUUUGCUUCAUUCCCUCGACAGUGUGACAUUCAUUAUGAUAUGAGUUCUCUCUGUGGGUCUAAAGCCUCUAGUGCACAGUUUGAUGUGCUGAUGAUGUUUAGCACAUUGAUAACCGCUUAAUGAAAAGCCUGUUAAGUCUUAUUAGGCGCUGUGUGCCACACGGCUGUUUUUAUAUUGAAGAAGUGGAAUGGAAUUUAACUGAAUUUAAUGGGAUUUAACCCAUCUCUUUAAAAUGCUAAUGCCCAUUUUCACGCACGUUACCUCAUAGCAUACAUGCUCCUUCCCUCUGCUGAAUGUUCACUGGUGGUGCACUGGAUUCUUCUGGACUUGACUUGCUUUGGUACAUAACAUUUCUCGGCUUUACUUGUGACAUUUACGUUAAGAGAAUAGUAUUAUAUUUUUUGUACAGGCCAUUAUUUUUGUACAAGUGCACAAAUAAAAAUAGCAAUAUUUAUUUAAACCUUCUUUGCUACUGUUUUUAGAUAUUGUUUAAUGAAAUUAAAUGUCAGUAUUUAUAAAUGUAUUUGAUAUUUAUUAGCUGUCUA